Messenger RNA from Hemibagrus wyckioides, 2022 nucleotides. It is a transcript of the gene nmd3, whose product is annotated as NMD3 ribosome export adaptor. Gene Ontology annotation, molecular function: ribosomal large subunit binding. Bases 115 to 1629 code for a protein of 504 amino acids. Lineage: Eukaryota; Metazoa; Chordata; Actinopteri; Siluriformes; Bagridae. The record is from RefSeq and is a predicted model, not a curated record. Gene Ontology annotation, cellular component: cytoplasm; nucleus. The transcript has 16 exons. Gene Ontology annotation, biological process: ribosomal large subunit export from nucleus.
AAACGGUUAGGAAAAGAAAAUCUUCAGCUGGACACGCUUGAGUGAGAAACAUGUGCAGUAAUGUCGUGGCUCUGAGCUGAAAGUGUGUACUUGGAUAAAACAUUAACAUUCGCUAUGGAGUACAUGCAAGCUCCAGCAUCAAGCAGCCAAGGCAAUAUCCUCUGCUGCACAUGUGGCAUCCCCAUUCCCCCGAACCCAGCUAACAUGUGCGUGUCCUGCCUGAGGACGCGGGUGGACAUCUCCGACGGAAUCCCGAAGCAGGUCUCCGUCCAUUUCUGCAAACAGUGCGAACGAUACCUGCAGCCUCCAGGCACGUGGGUUCAGUGUGCUUUAGAGUCCCGUGAGCUGCUCACUCUCUGCCUGAAGAAAAUAAAGAGCUCAAUGUCAAAGGUGCGGCUCAUCGACGCGGGAUUCGUGUGGACGGAGCCGCAUUCUAAAAGGAUCAAGUUGAAGCUCACCAUUCAGAAAGAGGUAAUGAAUGGCGCCAUCCUGCAGCAGGUGUUUGUGGUGGAUUUCAUCAUUCAGUCGCAGAUGUGUGACGACUGCCAUCGGGUGGAAGCCAAGGAUUACUGGAAGGCCGUCGUGCAAGUUAGACAGAAGACAGUGCACAAGAAGACCUUCUACUACCUGGAGCAGUUGAUUCUGAAGCACAGAGUGCACCAGAACACACUUCGUAUCAAGGAAAUCCACGAGGGCAUUGAUUUCUACUACAGCUCCAAGCAGCAUGCUCAAAAGAUGGUGGAUUUCUUGCAGUGUAUGGUUCCAUGCAGAUCGAAGUCUUCGCAGCGUCUGAUCUCUCAUGAUGUUCACUCGAACUCCUACAACUACAAAAGCACCUUCUCCGUAGAGAUCGUGCCUAUCUGUAAGGACAAUGUGGUGUGUCUGUCUCCACGUCUGGCUCAGAGCAUGGGAAACCUCGGUCAGGUGUGCGUGUGCAUCCAGGUGACCAGCACGGUGCACCUCAUUGACCCGAACACACUGCAGCUUGCAGAGAUAGAUGCAAACACGUACUGGCGUCACCCGUUUAACAGCCUCCUGAACCCGCGCCAGCUGGAGGAGUUUAUCGUCAUGGACAUCGACAUGAUCAGGGACCAGCGAUUAGGAGCCGGAGCUGGCCUGAGAUCCAACCGGCACACCUUGGCUGAAGUCUGGGUUCAGAAGACCAGCGAGAUGAACACCAGUCAGCAGUAUCACUGCCGAACACACCUGGGUCACCUGCUCAACAUCGGAGACCUGGUGCUGGGCUACGACUUUGCCAACUCGAACCUCAACGACGAGUUUCUAAACAAGAUGAAUCCUCACCAUGUGCCUGAUGUGGUUCUGAUUAAGAAGAGCUACGACAGGACAAAGAGAAUCAAGCGCAGGAACUGGAAGCUGAAGGAGCUGAACAGGGACAGAGAAGGCAUGGACACCGAUGAUGAAAGGCAAUACCAGGACUUCUUGGAGGAUCUUGAGGAAGACGAAUCCCUGCGUAAGAACGUCAACAUCUUCAAAGACGCCUCCAAGAUUCCCGUGGAGAGCGACACAGAUGACGAAGGCAUACCGAGGAUCUCCCUGGCAGAGAUGAUGGAGGACCUGAAUCUCAACGAUGCCACCGGAGGAGAAGGGGCAGACAUGAUGACUGAUUAGAUAACACGAUAAACACUCAGGGUGAAGAGAGGAAAAAAAGCAGUGAUCCAAAAAGGAUGUGGCAGUUCAGGGGGUUUGUUUUCCUUUUGUGCUUCAACACACCUUCUGAAAGGAUAGAUAAUUAGUGCAAGCUGUACCAGGAAACACACGACUGAUGAUGUGCAGGAUUCCCUGUCGUAUCGGAAGCUACGGGCAUGUUUCUGAGAAAUUCACGGUUUGUUCUGAUCAAGUAAAAGUGGAACGUUUUAUUUUUUUCCCCUAAUACAAUAAUCUUAUAAUAAUCUAAUGAUAUUGAAAUAUUAAUUUGAGUGUUCUGGCAAAGGACUUCUUGAAGUUGUGUGUAGUGUGGUGAUGAAUGCUUCACCAUAACAAAUAAAAACCCUGACUAAUGAA